AUGGCUGUUCUUCAGGAGUGGAAUAAACAGGCAAUUUGUUUAAGCUGUGUGUUUGGGCUUGGAGGGGACAUUGUUUUGGAUUUUAAGGCUACUUCUAGGAUCCAUUCCUCUGGAAGAGAUACUUCAUUCCAUUUAAUAAACCUGGGAAUGAUAGUAUUGGCUUUAGUAAGAGAAAUCCCAGUUACAGAGGCAUUGAAGUCCCAAAUUGAAGCACAUGAGAGAUUAGAGGAACAACUUGAGGUACAAAAGAAACUACAAAUGAGAAUAAAAGCACAAGGAAAGUACUUGCAAUUGAUAUCAGAGAAAGCCCAGAAGAGCCUCUCACUUGAUCAUAUGAAAGGCAAUGGUAAUCUAGAUUUGGUUCUAUCUACUCUCAUUCAAAGUAUGAAUGAAGAACGAAGAAAAGAAAACAUCAUUGAUAUUUAUAAUAAUAAUGCAAACCCUUGGGCUUUCUAUAUUAGUAAACAGGGAGAGGUAGAAGAAAUUAAAGAUUUGAAGCACAAGGUUGAAACUCCCAUUCAUUUAGAAUUAAACACAAAAGAUAGCUAUGAUUCACUUGCUGUAAAUUGA
Messenger RNA from Hevea brasiliensis (rubber tree), 570 nucleotides. RefSeq names its product myb family transcription factor PHL11-like. Gene Ontology annotation, molecular function: DNA-binding transcription factor activity. NCBI's taxonomy places the organism in Eukaryota, Viridiplantae, Streptophyta, Magnoliopsida, Malpighiales, Euphorbiaceae. The transcript has 4 exons. The coding region runs from base 1 to 570 and encodes 189 amino acids. The record is from RefSeq and is a predicted model, not a curated record.